GAGAGAGAGAGAGAGAGAGAGAGAGAGAGAAAGAUAGACAUGUGAGGGAGAGAAAGGGAGGUUACGUGAAUAGGUUAAUUAAUAUCUCAUGCCUCCCUAUUUAUUCAAUUGAUUCAAAAUGAAGAGGACAUAAAUGCCCUUAAACAUAAGAAUACAUGUAGAGUGUUGGGAAUUAGCAUCGGGAUUAGCAUCAAUUCCAGGACCCGAUAGGGGCCUUUUGGUCCUAUCGGGUCCAUAGUUUGGUCCUUUAGGGUUGCGGCUUAAGUGAGGGGCUUUUAUGUAUUUUCUUCUUUUGUUUUAAGCAAUAUAUAUGCACUAUAUUGGCCUGCGAUCAGAGUCUAUUCUAGACUGAUCGCAGGCUGCUCUGUUUCUGGACAGCUUUCGGUCUCUCCUUCUCUCUUCUUCUUCUUCUCUUCUCUUCUCUUCUUCUUCUCAUUUCUGGUUCUGGUUACAUCUAAUUAAUAUUGCAACAUGGUAUCAGAGGAGGUUUAAUCAAAUCGAUUGGUCCAAACAAACCUAUCGCUGCUGAUUUCAACCUAGCGAUAAACUUCCUUGGUGUGCAGCUGGCUUCUUUGCUGCAAUUACUAUGACCUAAUUAAUAUGAAGUGACCUACAAUACAUGUAAGUCAUCUUCCAUACUGCUGCUAUCGGUUUUAUGCUGGUUCUUACUGUUUAAGAAAGCCGCUGGACUUGUUCUCCUCUACCAAUGGCUGCUACUGCUACUUCAUCAUCGAUGGCUGCUACUACUACUUUGUACUUUUUAUAUACUUGCUGCUGAAAGUUGCUGCUGCCUACUGUGUUUUUGUGUUUUUUGUCCAUGCGAUUAGCCUUCUUGCAGAAUUUUUUGUUCUCCUAUCAAAGGCUAAUUCGACACUACUGCUGCUCCCAUCGGCUGGUUAUUUUUUGUUGAGCUUUGUGGUGUUCGAUUGCUUACUGCUGCUGUUUUUCCUACUUGGUGGGUAAUUAUUAUUUGAUUCUCAUGGCUGAGAUCAAAGUCCCUACCCCUACUACUACUACCUCUUCUACCUCGGACAAUGUUAAUGUGCAGAUUACAUCUAUCAAGCUUAAGGGAAGCUCGAAUUACCUUCUUUGGGCUCAGUCAGUCUAGUAUGGAACCCGAUGUCGCUGCCAAUGUUAUGUUUCAUUCUACUGCCAAGGGAGUGUGGAAUGAUUUGAAGGAGACCUACUCUCAGGAGAAGAAUAUGACCCGUAUCUAUGAUAUUUAUGAAAAACUAUUUCAGUAUCGCCAGUCAGACAAGCCACUUGCAGGAUACUACAGUGCUUUCAGGGAUAUAGUUGAAGAAUUUAAUGUCUUUCAACCCUUGAUCACUGACAUUGACAAAUUGAAGGCUCAGUGUAACGAGUUCUUCGUCUCCAAAUUCUUGGCUGGUAUGAACAAUGACCUGAAGGCAGUGAAGGGUCACUUACUUGCAGGAGAUACUGUGCCUACUUUGAAUGAUACAUACUCACGCCUGCAGCGCAUUACCUCUUCCACCAAACCUGAUCAGUCUUCCAAAGACAAUUCUGCCUUCCAUGCCAACCGUGGACGUGGUCGCGGUCAUGGGGGUGGUCGUGGAUCGGUUGGUCGAGGAUCUGGUGGACAGCCCUCUGAGCGUACUGCAUGCCAAUGUACUUUUUGUGGAAAGCCCAACCAUACUGUGGAGACUUGUUGGGAAAAGCAUGGCAAACUAGAGUGGACAACACAGUUAGCUAAUCAUGCAGUGUAUGAUGAUGGUACGAACACAAUGGCUCCAGUUGCCACUAAACCAACACCUUCUUUAGGAGAUUCAGCUACCAGUCUGCUAUUACAUCUACUGGUGCAUCCACAUCCGUUGCUUCCCUAGCCCACACAGGAUCUUCACACGAGGAAGACGAUUGGUGGAGGGCGUGAAAAGAAUGGAUUAUAUUACCUCAACAGUGGCUGUCCUACCUCUUCUGCUGCUGCUACGG
Molecule: messenger RNA, 1950 nt
Organism: Macadamia integrifolia
Lineage: Eukaryota; Viridiplantae; Streptophyta; Magnoliopsida; Proteales; Proteaceae
Exons: 3
Coding region: 1035-1844 (269 amino acids)
Source: RefSeq, a predicted model, not a curated record